Molecule: messenger RNA, 4753 nt
Organism: Pan troglodytes (chimpanzee)
Lineage: Eukaryota; Metazoa; Chordata; Mammalia; Primates; Hominidae
Gene: ITGAM
Product: integrin subunit alpha M
Exons: 30
Coding region: 127-3585 (1152 amino acids)
Biological process (GO): cell-matrix adhesion; cell adhesion mediated by integrin; cell-cell adhesion
Cellular component (GO): external side of plasma membrane; integrin complex
Molecular function (GO): integrin binding
Source: RefSeq, a predicted model, not a curated record
CUGAUAGACUUCUGCCUCCUACUUCUCCUUUUCUGCCCUUCUUUGCUUUGGUGGCUUCCUUGUGGUUCCUCAGUGGUGCCUGCAACCCCUGGUUCACCUCCUUCCAGGUUCUGGCUCCUUCCAGCCAUGGCUCUCAGAGUCCUUCUGUUAACAGCCUUGACCUUAUGUCAUGGGUUCAACUUGGACACUGAAAACGCAAUGACCUUCCAAGAGAAUGCAAGGGGCUUCGGGCAGACCGUGGUCCAGCUUCAGGGAUCCAGGGUGGUGGUUGGAGCCCCCCAGGAGAUAGUGGCUGCCAACCAAAGGGGCAGCCUCUACCAGUGCGACUACAGCACAGGCUCAUGCGAGCCCAUCCGCCUGCAGGUCCCCGUGGAGGCCGUGAACAUGUCCCUGGGCCUGUCCCUGGCAGCCACCACCAGCCCCCCCCAGCUGCUGGCCUGUGGUCCCACCGUGCACCAGACUUGCAGUGAGAAUACGUAUGUGAAAGGGCUCUGUUUCCUGUUUGGAUCCAACCUACGGCAGCAGCCCCAGAAGUUCCCAGAGGCCCUCCGAGGGUGUCCUCAAGAGGAUAGUGACAUUGCCUUCUUGAUUGAUGGCUCUGGUAGCAUCAACCCAUAUGACUUUCGGCGGAUGAAGGAGUUUGUCUCAACUGUGAUGGAGCAAUUAAAAAAGUCCAAAACCUUGUUCUCUUUGAUGCAGUACUCUGAAGAAUUCCGGAUUCACUUUACCUUCAAAGAGUUCCAGAACAACCCUAACCCGAGAUCACUGGUGAAGCCAAUAACGCAGCUGCUUGGGCGGACACACACGGCCACGGGCAUCCGCAAAGUGGUACGAGAGCUGUUUAACAUCACCAACGGAGCCCGAAAGAAUGCCUUUAAGAUCCUAGUUGUCAUCACAGAUGGAGAAAAGUUUGGCGAUCCCUUGGGAUAUGAGGACGUCAUCCCUGAGGCAGACAGAGAGGGAGUCAUUCGCUAUGUCAUUGGGGUGGGAGAUGCCUUCCACAGUGAGAAAUCCCGCCAAGAGCUUAAUACCAUCGCAUCCAAGCCACCUCGUGAUCACGUGUUCCAGGUGAAUAACUUCGAGGCUCUGAAGACCAUUCAAAACCAGCUUCGGGAGAAGAUCUUUGCGAUCGAGGGUACUCAGACAGGAAGUGGCAGCUCCUUUGAGCAUGAGAUGUCUCAGGAAGGCUUCAGCGCUGCCAUCACCUCUAAUGGCCCCUUGCUGAGCACUGUGGGGAGCUAUGACUGGGCUGGUGGAGUCUUUCUAUAUACAUCAAAGGAGAAAAGCACCUUCAUCAACAUGACCAGAGUGGAUUCAGACAUGAAUGAUGCUUACUUGGGUUAUGCUGCCGCCAUCAUCUUACGGAACCGGGUGCAAAGCCUGGUUCUGGGGGCACCUCGAUAUCAGCACAUCGGCCUGGUAGCGAUGUUCAGGCAGAACACUGGCAUGUGGGAGUCCAACGCUAAUGUCAAGGGCACCCAGAUCGGCGCCUACUUCGGGGCCUCCCUCUGCUCCGUGGACGUGGACAGCAAUGGCAGCACCGACCUGGUCCUCAUCGGGGCCCCCCAUUACUACGAGCAGACCCGAGGGGGCCAGGUGUCCGUGUGCCCCUUGCCCAGGGGGAGGGCUCGGUGGCAGUGUGAUGCUGUUCUCUACGGGGAGCAGGGCCAACCCUGGGGCCGCUUUGGGGCAGCCCUAACAGUGCUGGGGGACGUAAAUGGGGACAAGCUGACGGACGUGGCCAUUGGGGCCCCAGGAGAGGAGGACAACCGGGGUGCUGUUUACCUGUUUCACGGAACCUCAGGAAUUGGCAUCAGCCCCUCCCAUAGCCAGCGGAUAGCAGGCUCCAAGCUCUCUCCCAGGCUCCAGUAUUUUGGUCAGUCACUGAGUGGGGGCCAGGACCUCACAAUGGAUGGACUGGUAGACCUGACUGUAGGAGCCCAGGGGCACGUGCUGCUGCUCAGGUCCCAGCCAGUACUGAGAGUCAAGGCAAUCAUGGAGUUCAAUCCCAGGGAAGUGGCAAGGAAUGUAUUUGAGUGUAAUGAUCAGGUGGUGAAAGGCAAGGAAGCCGGAGAGGUCAGAGUCUGCCUCCAUGUCCAGAAGAGCACACGGGAUCGGCUAAGAGAAGGACAGAUCCAGAGUGUUGUGACUUAUGACCUGGCUCUGGACUCCGGCCGCCCACGUUCCCGCGCCGUCUUCAAUGAGACAAAGAACAGCACACGCAGACAGACACAGGUCUUGGGGCUGACCCAGACUUGUGAGACCCUGAAACUACAGUUGCCGAAUUGCAUCGAGGACCCAGUGAGCCCCAUUGUGCUGCGCCUGAACUUCUCUCUGGUGGGAACGCCAUUGUCUGCUUUCGGGAACCUCCGGCCAGUGCUGGCGGAGGAUGCUCAGAGACUCUUCACAGCCUUGUUUCCCUUUGAGAAGAAUUGUGGCAAUGACAACAUCUGCCAGGAUGACCUCAGCAUCACCUUCAGUUUCAUGAGCCUGGACUGCCUCGUGGUGGGUGGGCCCCGGGAGUUCAACGUGACAAUGACUGUGAGAAAUGAUGGUGAGGACUCCUACAGGACACAGGUCACCUUCUUCUUCCCGCUUGGCCUGUCCUACCGGAAGGUGUCCACGCUCCAGAACCAGCGCUCACAGCGAUCCUGGCGUCUGGCCUGUGAGUCUGUCUCUUCCACCGAAGUGUCUGGGGCCUUGAAGAGCACCAGCUGCAGCAUAAACCACCCCAUCUUCCCGGAAAACUCAGAGGUCACCUUUAAUAUCACGUUUGAUGUAGACUCUAAGGCUUCCCUUGGAAACAAACUGCUCCUCAAGGCCAAUGUGACCAGUGAGAACAACAUGCCCAGAACCAACAAAACCGAAUUCCAACUGGAGCUGCCGGUGAAAUAUGCUGUCUACAUGGUGGUCACCAGCCAUGGGGUCUCCACUAAAUAUCUCAACUUCACGGCCUCAGAGAAUACCAGUCGGGUCAUGCAGCAUCAAUAUCAGGUCAGCAACCUGGGGCAGAGGAGCCUCCCCAUCAGCCUGGUGUUCUUGGUGCCCGUCCGGCUGAACCAGACUGUCAUAUGGGACCGCCCCCAGGUCACCUUCUCCGAGAACCUCUCGAGUACGUGCCACACCAAGGAGCGCUUGCCCUCUCACUCCGACUUUCUGGCUGAGCUUCGGAAGGCCCCCGUGGUGAACUGCUCCAUCGCUGUCUGCCAGAGAAUCCAGUGUGACAUCCCGUUCUUUGGCAUCCAGGAAGAAGUCAAUGCUACCCUCAAAGGCAACCUCUCGUUUGACUGGUACAUCAAGACCUCGCAUAACCACCUCCUGAUCGUGAGCACAGCUGAGAUCUUGUUUAACGAUUCCGUGUUCACCCUGCUGCCGGGACAGGGGGCGUUUGUGAGGUCCCAGACGGAGACCAAAGUGGAGCCGUUCGAGGUCCCCAACCCCCUGCCGCUCAUCGUGGGCAGCUCUGUCGGGGGACUGCUGCUCCUGGCCCUCAUCACCGCCGCGCUGUACAAGCUCGGCUUCUUCAAGCGGCAAUACAAGGACAUGAUGAGUGAAGGGGGUCCCCCGGGGGCCGAACCCCAGUAGCGGCUCCUUCCCGACAGAGCUGCCUCUCGGUGGCCAGCAGGACUCUGCCCAGACCACACGUAGCCCCCAGGCUGCUGGACACGUCGGACAGCGAAGUCUCCCCGACAGGACGCGCUUGGGCUUCCAUUUGUGUGUGUGCAAGUGUGUAUGUGCAUGUGUGUGAGUGUGUGCAAGUGUCUGUGUGCAAGUGUGUGCACAUGUGUGCGUGUGCGUGCAUGUGCACUCGCACGUCCAUGUGUGAGUGUGUGCAAGUAUGUGAGUGUGUCCAAGUGUGUGUGUGCGUGUGUCCAUGUGUGUGCAUGUGUGCGAGUGUGUGCAUGUGUGUGCUCAGGGGCGUGUGGCUCACGUGUGUGACUCAGAUGUCUCUGGCGUGUGGGUAGGUGACGGCAGCGCAGCCUCUCCGGCAGAAGGGAACUGCCUGGGCUCCCUUGUGCGUGGGUGAAGCCGCUGCUGGGUUUUCCCCCGGGAGAGGGGACGGUCAAUCCUGUGGGUGAAGACAGAGGGAAACACAGCAGCUUCUCUCCACUGAAAGAAGUGGGACUUCCCGUCGCCUGUGAGCCUGCGGCCUGCUGGAGCCUGCGCAGCUUGGAUGGAGACUCCAUGAGAAGCCGUGGGUGGAACCAGGAGCCUCCUCCACACCAGCGCUGAUGCCCAAUAAAGAUGCCCACUGAGGAAUGAUGAAGCUUCCUUUCUGGAUUCAUUUAUUAUUUCAAUGUGACUUUAAUUUUUUGGAUGGAUAAGCCUGUCUACGGUACAAAAAUCACAAGGCAUUCAAGUGUACAGUGAAAAGUCUCCCUUUCCAGAUAUUCAAGUCACCUCCUUAAAGGUAGUCAAGAUUGUGUUUUGAGGUUUCCUUCAGACAGAUUCCAGGCGAUGUGCAAGUGUAUGCACGUGUGCACACACACCACACAUACACACACACACACAAGCUUUUUUACACAAAUGGUAGCAUACUUUAUAUUGGUCUGUAUCUUGCUUUUUUUCACCAAUAUUUCUCAGACAUCGGUUCAUAUUAAGACAUAAAUUACUUUUUCAUUCUUUUAUACCGCUGCAUAGUAUUCCAUUGUGUGAGUGUACCAUAAUGUAUUUAACCAGUCUUCUUUUGAUAUACUAUUUUCAAUCUCUUGUUAUUGCAUCAAUGCUGAGUUAAUAAAUCAAAUAUAUGUCA